Messenger RNA from Girardinichthys multiradiatus, 2349 nucleotides. RefSeq names its product putative pyruvate dehydrogenase phosphatase isoenzyme 2 (gene pdp2). Bases 271 to 1854 code for a protein of 527 amino acids. Gene Ontology annotation, biological process: protein dephosphorylation. Gene Ontology annotation, molecular function: cation binding; protein serine/threonine phosphatase activity. The transcript has 9 exons. The record is from RefSeq and is a predicted model, not a curated record. Lineage: Eukaryota; Metazoa; Chordata; Actinopteri; Cyprinodontiformes; Goodeidae.
ACUACGCGCACAGCCAGAGACGGACUCCAUUCUGGAGAAGUCCAGAACAGCAGUUUACUCCAGGUCGACCUGCCUCCUUCAUGACCUGAAAAGUUACUCUGAGCGGCUCAAACAGGACUCGUUUCAGAGCAACCGUGGAGCCAACCGAAGAGAGGGAGCCUGGAAGGGUUUGUGUUCAGGAACAGGUGGACGCAGAGCGGUAUAACCCAGACGAAUAUAUCGACUUAAAAGGGGAAUAAGCUACACAGCACCAGCUCCAUUGCAGUAGCGAUGUAUGGACGUGUGUACUCCAGGAUACUUCAGAGAGCUUCUAACUUCAGGCUGGCCGUUUAUCCCACAGUCCCAUUCCAGGCAGUCCACAAUUGUCCCUUUUCAUCCUGGAAUCUGUUUGGAUUAGACCAAAGGUUCUGCGCUGGUGAGGAAUCUGGAAUCUGGACUCGAAGUUGCUGUCGUUUCUCAACACACCAGGAUAUAGACUUCCAGCAGAGCCAAGUGCAGAUCAAUAGCAUUCUGAGAAGUAACGAACAGACUGUGAAUGUGCCAGAGUUUGAUGGGAGGGCACUCAGCGCUGUGAAAAGGUUUGACAGCAACCAGUUACCUGCAAACAUUCCUAAUGAGGACCGCCGUAGUGCUGCCACCUGCUUACAGUCAAAGGGCAUGCUGUUUGGAGUGUUUGAUGGCCACGGGGGCUGGGCAUGUGCCCAGGCUGUUGGCGAGCGGCUGCUGUACUAUGUGGCAGUAGCAAUGAUGCCAAAGCAAACCCUGGAAGUGCUUGAGAAGUGCAUGGAGCAUGGCAGACCUGUUCCACCCAUCUUACAAUGGUAUAAAAAUCAUGCAGAUUUUAACUAUCGUGAAUCCGCCUCCCUGUAUAUAAACCACCUUAGAGUCUUCUGGCAAGAGUUACUGGACAACGAGGAGUAUGAUGAAGGCAUGAGUCCUCAGGAGGCUCUGGAUUGGGCUUUUAGACGCCUUGAUGCUGAUAUCUCUUUGGAGGCUCAAGUCCCAUUUUCCAAUGACCUUAUGAAAAGUACAGCCAUCCAGGUUGCAUUUGCUGGGUGCACCGCCUGUGUGGCUCAUGUCGGCACCGAUGGAAUCCACGUGGCAAAUGCAGGAGACUGCCGCGCAGUUUUAGGGGUGCAAAACAAUGACGGUUCAUGGAGCGCUGUGCCUCUUUCCAAAGACCACAACUCACAGAACCACACUGAGCUGGAACGUAUUAGGGCUCAGCACCCACCGUCAGAGAGAGACACUGUGGUCACAGAUGACAGGCUGCUGGGGGUUCUCAUGCCCCUCCGUGCCUUUGGUGAUGUGAGAUUCAAAUGGAACCUCGAGCUGCAGCAAAGCAUUUUAGCCAGACUUGAAUCUGGAGUGGAUCUUGACGCUCUAAACUUGUAUCAGUAUACUCCGCCUAACUAUUUAACUCCGCCGUACCUGGAAGUGACGCCAGAGAUAACGUACCACAAGUUGAGACCCCAGGAUCGCUUCCUGAUCCUCGCCACUGACGGGUUGUGGGACGAAUUUGCAAGUGAGGAGGCAGUGCGACUUGUUGGAGAGCACCUGAGCGGAAUUCACUUACAGGCACCAGUUUCUCCCUCGGAGCGGAAGCUGAAGCUGGGUCAGAUGCAUGAACUCUUGCUGAAGCGGCAAGCUCGCGCUUCUCCAGCACUGGACACCAACACCGCCACUCAUCUCAUCAGGCAUGCUCUUGGAAGCGGGGAGUAUGGGGAGCUGUCCCAGGAGAGGCUGGCCUCAAUGCUCGCAUUGCCAGAGGACCUGGCCAGAAUGUACAGGGACGAUAUCACCGUUACUGUAGUGUAUUUGAACUACGACCUGGCUAGACCCCACCACAGUUAGCAGACAGAAGAGAAUACCUCCACAGAGCUACGCUUGGUUACAUCAAGUCAGUGUUUUACCAUGGUCGGUGUUCUGGCCAAAAAGCACCUGUUACGUUAACAGUUUAACAGAUAAAGUGAAAAGAUCAUUUUCAAUUUUAUGUUAUGUACAGAUCUAAUAAUUUUUUACAUGAAUCACUGUUAAUUACUUUUAAUUUAGAACGAAUAUUUAAAAUUUCAGACAUAAAAUCACCAUCUUUUUGGAGAAAUGUCAGUAACGGAAAUAUAGUUUAUACAGCGGUAUAAAUGCACUUUUACCAGUAUUUCUUUUGUCUCUUGCACAGACAAUCCAUCUUUGUCUUUUUUUUCCUGUUUGCUUUAUAUUUAUGUAAGCUGUUUACCUUCAAAUUUCUAUUAAGUUUAUCCUGUUGAUUUAAUCAACUUUUGAUGGUUUUUAAUUGUCAGUGCCCUAAUGGGAACAUUUUUUAAUAUUUUAAAAAUAAACAAAUACCCAAAA